AUGUCCAAGAUCAGUAAAAAGCGAACUGAUUGUAUUCCAGAUGUUUUCGAGCUAUUGCCAAUUCGCGAAUAUCGCUGCGAAUUCGAAUGCGGCAAGGUAUUCAAGAACCGCAGUCCUUACGAGCUGCACUUGCAAAACAAACAUGGCGUGAACAUCAAGGAGAAUAUAUAUGCAUCCUUUCGAUGCCCGGUCGAAAAUUGCGAUUAUUUGGGGCGACGUCUAAACCUGGUGCGUCGACAUUACCAGAGCCACCAUAUGGAGAAAAAAUACAACUGCGCCGCAUGCAAUCGAAAGUUCUUAAUGGAAUCGCAGUUCCUGAAGCACAGAUGCGAGGUACAGAUCUACUCCUGCCAAAGGUGCCCAAGGACAUUCAAUUUAUUGAGCAUGCGGAACAGGCAUGUCAAACAGUGCGUCAAAAAAGCAACUGCCCCAACGCCGCUGCCCAAUGCCAGCGAGGACGAACUGGAGGAUAACGGUGCAGCUGUUGACCCUAUUGAAAAAGUGGAUUCCGACCCAACGAUCGAUGAGUUCGAGCAACUGCUACGGAACAUUGAAAACAAUGUCGUUAAGGAUCGCGCAUUGAUCGAGGAGCUGGCAGCAUUAACCCCAAUCCUGCAGAGCUUACAAACAUAA
Drosophila novamexicana is the source of this 633-nucleotide messenger RNA. RefSeq names its product PR domain zinc finger protein 5. Bases 1 to 633 code for a protein of 210 amino acids. The record is from RefSeq and is a predicted model, not a curated record. Lineage: Eukaryota; Metazoa; Arthropoda; Insecta; Diptera; Drosophilidae. The transcript is spliced from 2 exons. Gene Ontology annotation, molecular function: DNA-binding transcription factor activity, RNA polymerase II-specific; transcription cis-regulatory region binding. Gene Ontology annotation, biological process: regulation of transcription by RNA polymerase II. Gene Ontology annotation, cellular component: nucleus.